AUGAAGCAGAUUCUUUUCAUAAUCAUUGUUCUUGCCGUUUCUUCUUGUUUGAAGCUGGAUAGCAAUCUUUAUAAUAACGACACUAAAAUCAAAAGCUAUGAACUGGACAAUUACACUGGCGAGCAGGAUUUUAUACUAGAUGAUUCUUACACUAUAACAGCGGAUAAAAUUACUUGGCUGACUCUUAAUUCUCAAACAGAGAAAGAAUCUCAGUCCACAGAAAUUAAGGCGCUCUACAUUGGUGAUCCUUUAAAAAUUUCUACAGACACGGUGAUACUGUAUUGUCACGGUAACAAAUGGCAUAUGGAUUUUUACUGGCAACGUGCUAAAUUACUGGCGCAUGUAAAUGGGAAAAACAGGUACGGACUCAUGAUGAUGGAUUACAGGGGCUUUGGUCUGAGUUCAGGGAAACCCACAGAAGACGGUAUGUACGCUGACGUAGACGCCUGCAUGAAAUGGUUGAAAGAAAAAGGACUGGAAGAUAAACGACUCAUUAUUUAUGGUUUUAGUCUCGGAAGUGCCUCUGCCUGUGAACUAUCUGCAAAUACAAAAACACUUAAACCUUCUAAAUUAAUUCUCGAAGCGCCCUUUGGUAGCUCUGCUAUUAUGGUGCAGGACGCGUCGCAGUUAAAUAUGCCUGCGGAUUAUUUCACAGAUGUGAAAAUUGACAAUGCUGAAGAAAUUAAAAAAGUAAGUCAGCCUUUUUUGUGGAUGCACGGUACCAACGACAAUUUUCUGAAUUAUAAAACUCAUGGUGAAGUGGUUUACAAAAACUACAACGGAUCCUACAAAGAAAAAUAUUUGGUGGAAGGCGCCGACCACGGUGAAGUUCCCGCAAAAAUGGGGUUUGAUAUAUAUUUGAAGACCAUUGGAGACUUUGUGCGGCGCUAG
This is a messenger RNA of Ostertagia ostertagi, 891 nucleotides long. The record is from the annotation of a GenBank genome assembly. NCBI's taxonomy places the organism in Eukaryota, Metazoa, Nematoda, Chromadorea, Rhabditida, Trichostrongylidae.